CUUUGAAUGAUGGUGUUAAGGGCUAGUAGGGGAUGAUUGGUGGCCCCUCUGUUAGCAUUAAAGAUCACACCCAUUGUUCCAGUGCUCUGUCACGAUAUAUACUUCUAUGUGUACGGUAAUCAUGCAGUGGAAUACAUCUGGAAAGUAUUCACAGCGCUUCAUUUUGUUAUAUUACAGCCAUAUUCCGGAAUGGAUUUAAUUACCUUUUACACACAAUUUUUUCAAAUUUAUAAAAGAAAAUAUCUAUAUAUAACCGGUACGUGAGUAUUCACAUUCCUUGCUUAAUACUCGUUGAAGCAGCAAUUACAGUCUCAUGUAGUCUUGACUAUGCUGCUAAAAGCUUGUUUCUCCCAUCCUUCUUAGCAGAACCUCUCAAGUUCCAUCAGUUUGGAUGAGGAGCUCGAUGUGCAGCCAGAGCUGUUUAAUUGGGUUCAAGUCAGGGCUGUGGCUGGGCCUCUCAAUGACAUUCAGAGUUGUCCCGAAGCCACUCGUCUGUUGUCUUGGCUGUGCGCUUCGGGUCGCUGUAGCCUGAGUUCCAGAGCGCUCUGGAGCGGGUGUUCAUUGAGGAUGUCUUUGUAAAUUUAUUCAUCUUUCCCUCAAUCGUGACAACUCUUAAGUUCCUCCCUCUGACACACAUCCCCACAGACGGAUGCCGCCCCCACCGUGCUUCACUGUAGGGAUGGUAUUGGCCAGGUGACAAACAGUGAUUGGUCAUUAGAUGAGUUAAUGUAAUGUAAACUUAACUUCCAUUUCCGGAUGAUUGAGGCCACUGUGGGCAUUAAGACAUUUAAUGCUGCAACAAUUUUUGCAAUGGUUUGUAGAAACCUCUCAAGGAUGAUCAGUGGGAACAGGAUGCACCUGAGCUCAAGUUUUGAGUGUCGUGGAAAAGGCUGUGAAUACAAAAAUUGCAUUUCUACAUUCCUUAUGUACAUGUUAUAUCUUCGUUCUUUAUUUUAAAUAUUUUUGCAAAGAAUUCUUAAAAAUUGCAGGGGGAAUUUAAUACAUUUUGGAAUAAGGCUUUACCAUAACGAAAUGUGUAGGAGGUGAAGCGCUGUUAAUACUUUCCGGAUGCACAUUACUCUUGAAGAAUAACGGUUCUGACUAGCAGUCAUCCCCCACACACACCCCCCACACCCCCAAUGUCAUAGUCGUCCCUCGCUAUGGCCAACCACGUGUUGCAGCAGGUUCACAGUGCACAGGUGGAGAAACCCGGAAGAGACCGUGUCACACCGCCGGGAAGGAUGGCGCUGCUGAGGGCGGGGACUCCGUUGUUGCACCUUCAGAGGAACCGUCUCAAUACUGUCUCCAUCCAAACACUUGGAGUGAGAUUAAAACAAACGUGUCCAAUUCAAGUGAGCCAUCUCGAUCAUUUGGUUCUUACAGUGAAAAGUGUACCAGACACCAUCAACUUCUAUUCCUCUGUCCUUGGCAUGGAGGUCGUCACUUUCAAGGGAACCCGCAAGGCCCUGACAUUUGGGCAGCAGAAGUUUAACCUUCACCAGCUGGGUCAGGAGUUUGAGCCCAAAGCCAAACAUCCAACUCCAGGUUCUGCAGAUCUGUGCCUCAUCACCAGCACCCCCCUGGCUACCGUAGCUGCACAUCUGAAGGUUUGUGGUGUGCAGAUCGAGGAGGGCCCAGUGGAAAGGACCGGAGCAGUGGGAAACAUCGCCUCUCUUUACUUUAGAGAUCCAGACCACAAUCUCAUUGAAGUGUCAAACUAUAACCAGUCAACAUUACAGGAAACUUCUUAAGUGUCCUGAGGUCAGUGUUAACCCCAAAUAAAUAUACUUUUCCCUGUUGCCUGGUACUUAUGACCCCAUAACGCUCUUAGGGCCCUGUCAAAAAAAUGCCAUCAGUCUCACCGCUGGUGCUGAUGGGCUCAUCUUUAAUUAUUAGUCCUUGUUGGUCGAUAGAAACUGACGGGUUCAAAGAUUGGAAUGAUUCUUCAAUUACUUCCCAUUUAUUGUCAAACUGCACGUGUUCUCCUGCUACAUUUUGAACACGCAGGGCUGAUUUAAGAAUAUUCUUCUGUUUUCUCUGUUGGAAGCACCAAUACUGGCGAGUUUCAUUCAAUUGAAAGACACUAACAACUGCGGACAUCCACUUGGUUUUGAAUGAUUAACUGGCUGGGGUUUACCUAGUAAGGGGUAAUUUGCUUUACUUUGCAAACACACUAUUACUUUCUUUUACGCACAUGUUCACACCAGGAUUUAUUUGUUCUCGGAAAAUACAGUUCGUUGUAUUUCCUCAUACAGCUUGUGUUGAAAUUAAAGUUUAGUGAGCACA
This is a messenger RNA of Gasterosteus aculeatus aculeatus (three-spined stickleback), 2286 nucleotides long. RefSeq names its product glyoxalase domain-containing protein 5. NCBI's taxonomy places the organism in Eukaryota, Metazoa, Chordata, Actinopteri, Perciformes, Gasterosteidae. The record is from RefSeq and is a predicted model, not a curated record.